AUGCCCCGUGCCUUCCUGGUCAGGAGUCGGCGUCCACAGCCACCCAACUGGGGCCACCUGCCUGACCAGCUUCGAGGAGAUGCCUAUGUUCCAGACUGCAGCAACCAGCAGGGCCCACCAGCACGCCAGUCUUCUGGCCUCCGGGACUCUUGGGCGGCGCCGAGGCAGGGCAGUCUGGCCUCCAGUCCCAGGGGCCCCGGGACGCUUGGCUGCCCACUCUGCCCCAAGGCCUUCCCUUUGCAGCGCAUGCUGACACGGCACCUCAAGUGCCACAGCCCUGCACGCCGCCAUGUGUGCCGCUGUUGUGGCAAAGGCUUUCACGAUGCCUUCGACCUCAAGCGUCACAUGAGGACUCACACUGGGAUCCGGCCGUUCCGCUGUGGAGCUUGCGGGAAAGCAUUUACACAGCGCUGCUCCCUUGAAGCUCAUCUCGCCAAGGUGCACGGGCAGCCGGCCAGCUAUGCUUACCGUGAGCGCCGUGAGAAGCUGCAUGUGUGUGAGGACUGUGGCUUCACCUGCUCGAGGCCCGACGCCUACGUGCAGCACCGUGCUCUACAUCGCGCUGCCUGA
Nyctereutes procyonoides (raccoon dog) is the source of this 570-nucleotide messenger RNA. RefSeq names its product ovo like zinc finger 3 (gene OVOL3). Gene Ontology annotation, biological process: epidermal cell differentiation; regulation of transcription by RNA polymerase II. Lineage: Eukaryota; Metazoa; Chordata; Mammalia; Carnivora; Canidae. The transcript is spliced from 4 exons. Gene Ontology annotation, molecular function: RNA polymerase II cis-regulatory region sequence-specific DNA binding; DNA-binding transcription factor activity, RNA polymerase II-specific. Gene Ontology annotation, cellular component: nucleus. The record is from RefSeq and is a predicted model, not a curated record. The coding region runs from base 1 to 570 and encodes 189 amino acids.